Molecule: messenger RNA, 3804 nt
Organism: Dromiciops gliroides (monito del monte)
Lineage: Eukaryota; Metazoa; Chordata; Mammalia; Microbiotheria; Microbiotheriidae
Gene: EFNA5
Product: ephrin A5
Exons: 5
Coding region: 1-696 (231 amino acids)
Biological process (GO): regulation of actin cytoskeleton organization; axon guidance; ephrin receptor signaling pathway
Cellular component (GO): plasma membrane; external side of plasma membrane
Molecular function (GO): ephrin receptor binding
Source: RefSeq, a predicted model, not a curated record
AUGGGAGUGAUGUUGCACGUGGAGAUGUUGAUGCUGGUGUUUCUGGUGCUCUGGAUGUCUGUGUUCAGCCAAGAUCCUGGUUCCAAAGCUGUUGCUGAUCGCUACGCUGUCUACUGGAACAGCACCAAUCCCAGAUUCCAGAGAGGUGACUACCACAUUGAUGUUUGCAUUAAUGACUACCUGGAUGUGUUCUGCCCUCACUAUGAGGACUCAGUCCCUGAAGAUAAGACAGAGCGUUAUGUCCUCUACAUGGUGAACUUUGAUGGCUAUAGCUCUUGUGACCACACCUCCAAAGGGUUCAAGAGGUGGGAAUGUAAUCGACCUCAUUCUCCAAAUGGACCACUGAAAUUUUCUGAAAAAUUCCAGCUCUUCACUCCCUUCUCUCUAGGAUUUGAGUUCAGGCCAGGCCGGGAAUAUUUCUACAUCUCCUCAGCAAUCCCGGAUAACGGAAGAAGGUCCUGUCUAAAGCUCAAAGUCUUUGUUCGACCAGCAAACAGCUGUAUGAAAACUAUAGGUGUUCAUGAUCGUGUUUUCGAUGUUAACGACAAAGUAGAAAAUUCAUUAGAACCAGCAGAUGACACCGUACAUGAGUCAGCCGAGCCAUCCCGUGGUGAGAACGCGGCACAAACACCAAGGAUACCCAGUCGGCUUUUGGCAAUCCUACUGUUUCUCCUGGCGAUGAGUUUGACAUUAUAGCACACUUGACUCCAGUAACCUGUCACAGAAAACAUCAGGAUCUUGGGACAUCAGAGAUCCACCUAACUCCUCAUCCUAAGAAAGGGACUUUUUAUUGGUUUUUUGCAGAUGUCAGAUUUCUUAUUUUUUUUCCCCUCCUUUCAGCCUGAAAUAUAAGCAACAACUUGGGAGGCAUAACUAGUUUCUGCCUUCCAUUCCCCUUUGCCUAUGAUUUUUCUCACCCUUUCCAAAUUAAAUGGACUCCAGAUGAAAAAGCCAAAUUGUUAUAAUGAUACCAGUUAUUCUUAUGCUCCUGUGUAUUCUCUUCAAAGGACUCACCUCCGUUAGCUUAUUGCGGUAUCAGUAUGUGGACAAGGAAGAAUAGUGGCAGAUGCAGUCAGUGAAGGAAAAGCCCGGGAGGAUUUUACUCUCCUAUACAAUAUUUAUGCCUUCUCAUUCAGUACUGUAAGAUGAUCAUGCAGGGCAUCUUGUCACCAUGUCAGGACUGGAGGGGAGAUAUUAAGAAUAGAUAUAAUGUAACAUCAUUUCCUCUAGGAGUUCCUAAAUUAGCAGGCUUCUAAAAGGUAAAGACACUGGUUUUGUUUUGUUUUUUUAAAUGACUGUCCUAAAGAAAUCCUGACAGUAAGACAUGCUCCAUUGCAGAAGCUUUGUUUUGAAAGGAGGUUACAUGUAGGGAUAUUAACACAAAGCAAGCAUGGUACUAUAGAUAGCAGUACACUGGGGGUAUGUAUGUGAGUGCCUCUAUUUUUUUUUUUUUUGUAACUGGGAAGCGCAUACCAGAUUUUGUUUUCUUUGAAAAUAGAUCACCAUGGUGCUACAAUGUUUUUGUUUGUUUAUUUGUUUUACAAACACAAAGAGGCAUUUUUAUGAAUAAAGUGACCUUCCCCAGGGCUGACAAGCCAGGGUUGAUGAGUGGAUAGAGUAUAUAGCCUGGCAUAUCCCUCUGGGUAAUGAUAACGUACCAAGGAAAGAACAUCACUGGCCAGAGGAAAUGUGAUUCUGGAACGCUGGUUCUCCAGUGUUUUAUUGCCUUCCCCCGACUCUCUCCUUUUACCCUCCCCCCCCAAACAAACAAACCAACAGGUCCUGCCUUGAAACUCACUCCUCGCUAAACUUUCCACCACUACCACAGGGGAAGAUAAUUAAAACCCCUGUCACCAAGAGAGUCAGCCAAUGUUGAAUGGGUGGGCAAAAGGGAAAACUGGAAUAAAAAUUCAAUAGUUGCUUUUAUAUUCUUUCCCUUUCAGAUACAGCUUAAAGAGUAGGGGGGAACACAUGUUUAUCCACAGGAGAUUAACUAGAUGGGGUCCCAAAGACUUUAACAAAAUAUUUUUUUAAAGAUCCACUAGAAUAGAAAAUACAUUAUUUAGAUAUACUUUAUGCUGAGAGUGAGUAUAUAUGCUUGUCCUAUUUAAACUUGUGAGAGAUGUGGUAUCCCUUGCUACAUUUAGGAAUGUGGGGAAAUAUCUUGUUUCUUGAAAAAAAAAAAGCAGGAUGACCCUGUUCAAAAAAAUCUUAGCAUGGCCAAAUAUGGGAUUUACAAAUUGAUCACCAGGAAAUGCAAGCCUUGAGGUUUUUACUGGCCAGGCUGCCAUGAACUUUGAACUCCAAAGUAUAGUCAGGGAAAUGUGUCAGACCAAUGGGAAAAAAAUACAGCCUUUUUAAAAAAUUGCACGACAUAUUGGUUGAAACCAAGCCUUUCAAAAGCAAAAACAAAAACAUGAACACAAAACAAAAACUGUGAUGAACAUGUCAAAUGUGAAAAAUGGAGCGCAUUCCAAUGAAAAAAAGUUUUAUAUAUUAGUUUUUAAAAAUACCUAUGUAAAAAAUUGGUGAUGUUAAUGGACAGAAUUUAUAAAUGGGAAUAAAGUUCUUACUUAGAAUUUUGGGAAGUCCUCAAUUAGAAAAACAUGAAUGAAAGGCAACCAUGGAUUUCUGGCACACAGGAGAGUUGUACACAUGAUCAAAUAUAAUAUGGGCUCACUUGAUGUUAUUCAGAGUGUAUAUGAAAUUGAUGCGGGGGCUGUCCUAGUACAGGACAAGUUGAGUGGGGCUAUCAGACACAGAUACAGUCAAUCAAUUUUUUAGAACUUCAGCCAACACUCCAUAGAGAGCCACAGUCUAAUGUAGAUUUCAGUCACCAUUUCAUUGAAAUAAGAUUUCAUAUCAUUCAAUAAUGGGUUUUUUGCUCCUUAUGUUAAUGCUUUCAGUUUGUGGACUGUAGGCCUAUAGGUUUUGGGCAGGCGGGUGGGGGGAUAAGGAGAAUGACACCUUCUAAAAUGGAUCAAUAGUCAGAAACAAAAUAAUGCUGCAUGUUCCAUAACCAUGAGUAAAGAAUGGCCCCAUAAUGAUUGCAGUUAGUUGUAAUUACAUUAACAGUGCUAAUUUCACUUUAGAAAUGGUGACUUUUGUGGUUUUCUAGCAUUUGUCUCUAACAGAUAAUGAAAUAAUGUACUCAUGGCCCUCUCCACCAUUGUCAGGGAUUUUCUGUUAACUAAUGUUAUUCACACUGAAAUUAGACCCCUUUGCUUCACCGUAGUGCCACUGCUAAUUAAGUGAAAAAUAGCAAGACUAUUAAUGCCAGUAGACUGAGUGCUACACCUCCUAUAAAUAGCAUAAUUGUGGGUAAUGCAGUUACCAGUUAUCUUGGAUACUUGAUGGCAUCAGGCAAUCUCAGUCACAUCAAGAAAGUACUGGUGGCCUUUAUUUGUGUUGUUACAACCCUCUGGAAGGUUUGGAGGAUGCCAGUGCAACUUUUGAGCAGCUUUGUGUUUAAAACAAAACAAAACAACUGAAACUAUAAGCCUUAGGGGCAGCUUGGGCUGUCACUGGACUGGCCAGCCAACCCCAGUGACCUGCACUCCUGGUUGCCAAGGGCUUUGCAACAUGAAGCAGGGAAAUAAGGAUCAGUCUGUUUAGUGGAUACUGUGUAUCCUUCAAUAGACAAGGUAACAUUUCGUGUUAGUUUAGAAUAUUGUUUUGUACUGUACUUUCUUGGAUGGCAAAGGAAAGACAAGUAAAACAUUAAAAAAAAACUACGUUCUUUAAAUUCUGUAUUAUUAGCAACCUCUGUUGUAUAUAGUGUUUGAUAAUAAAGUAUUAAUUUGA